Malania oleifera is the source of this 847-nucleotide messenger RNA. RefSeq lists its product as uncharacterized. The coding region runs from base 125 to 706 and encodes 193 amino acids. Gene Ontology annotation, biological process: endoplasmic reticulum calcium ion homeostasis. The record is from RefSeq and is a predicted model, not a curated record. Gene Ontology annotation, molecular function: calcium channel activity. Lineage: Eukaryota; Viridiplantae; Streptophyta; Magnoliopsida; Santalales; Ximeniaceae. Gene Ontology annotation, cellular component: cytoplasm; endoplasmic reticulum membrane. The transcript has a single exon.
UUCGAAGGAUAACCAAACAUUCAAAAAGGAUCCAAAACCAAACAGGAACAACUCUCUCUCUCUCUCUUCCCCCCCCCCCCCGGUGGUACGGUCCCAAGACUCCCAGGUCGCGACGCCACCGCCGAUGUCGACGCCGACGCCGUUUUCCGGCCUCAAGUACUCCGACAGCCUUGCCGUGGUCGGCAUUUCAAUGGUCACGGCGGUGAUAUGCGAGGCUAUCUCGUGGCUUCUCAUCUAUCGCACCACUUCCUACAAAUCCCUGCGAUCUUCCAUCGACAAAGCUUCGAAAAAACUCGAGACCAUGAAGACUUCCGAGACCUCCAAGGCCGCGAAGAAGUCCUCGAAGACCAAAAAGAUCGACCGUGUGGAGAGCAGUCUCAAGGAGUCCACUCGAGAUCUCUCCCUCUUCAAGUUCAAGUCCGGCGCCGUCGUCGCCCUCGUCCUAUUCGCCGUCUUCGGCCUCCUCAAUUCGCUUUUCGAGGGGAAGGCCGUUGCUAAAUUGCCCUUCGUUCCGGCGGCGAUCGUCCGCAAAAUGAGCCACCGGGGGCUGCAGGGGGGUGAUUACACCGACUGCUCAAUGGCGUUCUUGUAUUUCCUCUGCUCCAUCAGUAUACGCACGAAUCUGCAGAAGUUCCUGGGGUUCGCGCCGCCGAGAGGGACCGCUGGAGCCGGGCUCUUCCCCAUGCCGGAUCCAAAAACGAACUGAUUGAUUCGUAAUUUUGUUAUUAUUUACGAGCGUGUUAUUAUUGUUAGGUUUUUGAAUGGAUCGAUUGAUGCAUUCCCAUAAAGACUGAAUUGACCUAGGCAUAAUUGUCUAGUUUCUUAAUGAGAACUGUGAUUUAUUUAA